Suncus etruscus (white-toothed pygmy shrew) is the source of this 8025-nucleotide messenger RNA. It is a transcript of the gene ITPR3, whose product is annotated as inositol 1,4,5-trisphosphate receptor type 3. Gene Ontology annotation, molecular function: inositol 1,4,5 trisphosphate binding; inositol 1,4,5-trisphosphate-gated calcium channel activity. The record is from RefSeq and is a predicted model, not a curated record. NCBI's taxonomy places the organism in Eukaryota, Metazoa, Chordata, Mammalia, Eulipotyphla, Soricidae. Gene Ontology annotation, cellular component: endoplasmic reticulum; membrane. The transcript has 58 exons. Bases 13 to 8025 code for a protein of 2670 amino acids. Gene Ontology annotation, biological process: calcium ion transmembrane transport.
AGGGCCGCAGCCAUGAGCGAGAUGUCCAGCUUCCUCCACAUCGGGGACAUCGUCUCCCUGUACGCCGAGGGCUCAGUCAAUGGCUUCAUCAGCACUUUGGGGUUGGUGGAUGACCGCUGUGUGGUGGAGCCUGCGGCUGGGGACCUGGACAACCCCCCUAAGAAGUUCCGAGACUGCCUCUUCAAGGUAUGCCCCAUGAACCGCUACUCAGCACAGAAGCAGUACUGGAAGGCCAAGCAGAGCAAGCAGGACAAGGAGAAGAUUGCAGAUGUGGUGCUGCUGCAGAAGCUUCAGCAUGCGGCACAGAUGGAGCAGAAGCAGAAUGAUACAGAGAACAAGAAAGUGCACGGAGACGUGGUGAAGUACGGCAGCGUGAUCCAGCUGCUGCACAUGAAGAGCAACAAAUACCUGACGGUGAACAAGCGGUUGCCAGCACUGCUAGAGAAGAACGCCAUGCGGGUGACACUGGACGCCACGGGCAACGAGGGCUCUUGGCUCUUCAUCCAGCCUUUCUGGAAGCUUCGGAGCAAUGGAGAUAAUGUGGUCGUCGGUGACAAGGUGAUCCUGAACCCUGUCAACGCUGGCCAGCCUCUGCACGCCAGUAAUUACGAGCUCAACGACAACGCCGGCUGCAAGGAGGUCAACUCGGUGAAUUGCAGCACCAGCUGGAAGAUCAACCUGUUCAUGCAGUUCCGGGACCACCUGGAGGAAGUGUUGAAAGGGGGGGACGUGGUGCGGCUGUUCCAUGCGGAGCAGGAGAAGUUCCUGACGUGUGACGAGUACAGAGGGAAACUGCAGGUCUUUCUACGCACCACGCUGCGCCAGUCGGCCACCUCAGCCACCAGCUCCAACGCCCUUUGGGAGGUGGAGGUGGUCCACCAUGACCCCUGCCGGGGAGGUGCUGGUCACUGGAACGGCCUGUACCGCUUCAAGCACCUGGCUACGGGCAACUACCUGGCUGCUGAGGAGAACCCCAGCUACAAAGGGGAGGCCUCUGAGCCCAAAGCAGCAGGAGCGAGUGCCCAGGGCCGCACAGGGCGCCGCAACGCUGGGGAGAAGAUCAAGUACAGGCUGGUGGCAGUUCCCCAUGGCAACGACAUCGCGUCCCUCUUUGAGCUGGACCCCACCACACUGCAGAAGACUGACUCCUUCGUGCCCCGGAACUCCUACGUACGGCUGCGCCACCUCUGCACCAACACGUGGAUCCAGAGCACCAACGUGCCCAUUGAUGUGGAUGAGGAGCGGCCUAUCCGGCUCAUGCUCGGCACUUGCUCCACCAAGGAGGACAAAGAGGCCUUCGCCAUUGUGUCGGUGCCUGUUUCGGAGAUCCGAGACCUGGAUUUUGCCAACGAUGCCAGUUCCAUGCUGGCCAGUGCCGUGGAGAAGCUCAAUGAAGGCUUCAUCAGCCAGAAUGAUCGCAGGUUUGUCAUUCAGCUGCUGGAGGACCUGGUAUUCUUCGUCAGUGACGUCCCCAACAAUGGACAGAAUGUGCUGGACAUUAUGGUCACCAAGCCCAACCGCGAGCGGCAGAAGCUCAUGCGGGAACAAAACAUCCUCAAGCAGAUCUUUGGCAUUCUGAAGGCUCCUUUUCGGGACAAGGGGGGCGAGGGCCCCCUGGUGAGGCUGGAGGAGCUGUCCGACCAGAAGAACGCCCCCUACCAGCACAUGUUCCGCCUGUGCUAUCGCGUGCUCCGCCACUCCCAGGAGGAUUACCGCAAGAACCAGGAGCACAUCGCCAAGCAGUUUGGGAUGAUGCAAUCCCAGAUUGGCUAUGACAUCUUGGCCGAAGACACCAUCACUGCCCUCCUGCACAACAACCGCAAGCUCCUGGAGAAGCACAUCACCAAGACAGAGGUGGAGACUUUUGUCAGCCUGGUGCGGAAGAACCGGGAGCCCAGGUUCCUGGACUACCUCUCGGACCUGUGUGUGUCCAACCACAUUGCCAUCCCCGUCACGCAGGAGCUCAUCUGCAAGUGUGUGCUAGACCCCAAGAACAGUGACAUUCUCAUCCAGACCGAGCUUCGGCCCCUGAAGGAGAUGGCUCAGUCCCACGAGUACCUGAGCAUCGAAUACUCAGAGGAGGAGGUUUGGCUUACUUGGACCGACAAGAAUAACGAACAUCAUGAGAAAAGCGUGCGACAGCUGGCACAGGAGGCGCGGGCCGGCAAUGCCCAUGAUGAGAAUGUACUCAGCUACUACAGGUACCAGCUGAAGCUCUUUGCCCGCAUGUGCCUGGACCGGCAGUACCUGGCCAUUCACGAGAUCUCCAAGCAACUAGGCAUUGAGCUCAUCUUUCUGUGCAUGGCUGACGAGAUGCUGCCCUUUGACCUGCGCGCCUCCUUCUGCCACCUGAUGCUGCAUGUGCACGUGGACCGAGACCCCCAGGAGCUGGUCACUCCCGUGAAGUUUGCCCGCCUCUGGACUGAGAUUCCCACGGCCAUCACCAUCAAGGACUAUGAUUCCAACCUCAACGCCUCGCGGGAUGAUAAGAAGAACAAGUUUGCCAGCACCAUGGAGUUCGUAGAGGACUACCUCAACAAUGUGGUCAGUGAGGCCGUGCCCUUUGCCAACGAGGAGAAGAACAAGCUCACCUUUGAGGUGGUCAGCCUGGCACACAACCUCAUCUACUUCGGCUUCUACAGCUUCAGCGAGCUGCUGCGGCUCACCCGCACCCUGCUGGGCAUCAUCGACUGUGUGCAGGGCCCCGCAGCCAUGCUGCAGACCUACGACGACCCUGGAAGCAAGAACGUGCGGCGCUCCAUCCAGGGCGUGGGCCACAUGAUGUCCACCAUGGUGCUGAGCCGCAAGCAGUCCGUCUUCGGUGGCCCCAGCCUGCCUGCCGGUGCUGGCACGGCUGAGCCCCUGGACAGGAGCAAGUUUGGGGAGAACGAAGACAUCGUGGUGAUGGAGACCAAGUUGAAGAUUCUAGAGAUCUUGCAGUUCAUCCUCAACGUGCGCCUGGAUUACCGCAUCUCCUAUCUGCUGUCCGUCUUCAAGAAAGAGUUUGUGGAGGUGUUUCCUAUGCAGGACAGUGGGGCUGAUGGUACCGCGCCCGCCUUCGACUCCACCACUGCCAACAUGAACCUGGACCGCAUUGGGGAGCAGGCGGAGGCCAUGUUCGGAGUGGGGAAGACCAGCAGCAUGCUGGAGGUGGACGACGAGGGCGGACGCAUGUUCCUACGUGUUCUCAUUCACCUCACCAUGCACAACUACGCGCCGCUCGUCUCCGGGGCCCUGCAGCUGCUCUUCAAGCACUUUAGUCAGCGCCAGGAGGCCAUGCACACCUUCAAGCAGGUGCAGCUGCUGAUCUCGGCCCAGGACGUGGAGAACUACAAAGUGAUCAAGUCCGAGCUGGACCGGCUGCGGACCAUGGUGGAGAAGUCAGAGCUGUGGGUGGACAAGAAGAGCAGCGGCAAGGGUGAGGAGGUGGAGGCUGGCACUGCCACGGAUAAGAAGGAGAGGCCCACGGAUGAGGAAGGCUUCCAGCCACCUCCUGGGGAGAAGAGCAGCGAGAACUACCAGAUCGUCAAGGGCAUCCUGGAGCGACUGAACAGGAUGUGUGGAGUCGGCGAGCAGAUGCGGAAGAAGCAGCAGCGGCUGCUCAAGAACAUGGAUGCCCACAAGGUCAUGCUGGACCUGCUGCAGAUCCCCUAUGACAAGGGCGAUGCCAAGAUGAUGGAGAUCCUGCGCUACACGCACCAGUUCCUGCAGAAAUUCUGUGCAGGGAACCCCGGCAACCAGGCGCUGCUGCACAAACACCUUCACCUCUUCCUCACGCCGGGGCUCCUGGAGGCAGAGACCAUGCAGCACAUCUUCCUGAACAACUACCAGCUGUGCUCAGACAUCAGCGAGGCAGUGCUGCAGCACUUCGUGCACCUGCUGGCCACACACGGGCGCCAUGUACAGUACCUGGAUUUCCUGCACACCGUCAUCAAGGCCGAGGGCAAGUACGUGAAGAAGUGCCAGGACAUGGUCAUGACUGAGCUGACCAAUGCCGGCGACGACGUGGUCGUCUUCUACAAUGACAAAGCCUCGCUGGCACAUCUGCUGGACAUGAUGAAGGCUGCUCGGGACGGCGUGGAGGACCACAGCCCCCUCAUGUAUCACAUCUCCCUGGUGGACCUGCUGGCUGCCUGUGCCGAGGGCAAGAAUGUGUACACAGAGAUCAAGUGCACGUCCCUGCUGCCCCUCGAGGACGUGGUGUCCGUGGUGACCCACGAGGACUGCAUCACUGAGGUGAAGAUGGCCUACGUGAACUUCGUCAACCACUGCUACGUGGACACGGAGGUGGAGAUGAAGGAGAUCUAUACCAGCAACCACAUCUGGACACUCUUUGAGAACUUUACCCUGGACAUGGCGCGGGUUUGCAUCAAGCGUGAAAAACGUGUGGCUGACACUACACUGGAGAAGUACGUGCUGACGGUGGUUCUGGACACCAUCAAUGCCUUCUUCAGUUCCCCCUUCUCUGAGAAUAGCACCUCUCUGCAGACACACCAGACGAUCGUGGUGCAGCUUCUGCAGUCCACCACACGGCUGCUCGAGUGUCCAUGGCUGCAGCAGCAGCACAAGGGCUCCGUGGAGGCAUGUAUUCGGACCCUCGCCAUGGUGGCCAAGGGCCGGGCCAUCUCGCUGCCCAUGGACCUGGACGCCCAUAUCAGUGUACUGCUAAGCAGUGGAGCCAGCUGCAUGGUGGCCGCCCAGCGCAACGCCGCCAACUACAAGGCCACCACGCGCACCUUCCCCCGCGUCACCCCCAUGGCCAACCAAUGGGACUACAAGAAUAUCAUUGAGAAACUGCAGGACAUCAUCAAUGCCCUGGAGGAGCGGCUGAAGCCCCUGGUGCAAGCCGAGCUGUCGGUGCUGGUGGAUGUGCUACACUGGCCUGAGCUGCUCUUCCUAGAGGGCAGUGACGCCUAUGUUCGCUGUGAGAGUGGGGGCUUCCUGUCCAAGCUGAUCCAGCACACCAAGGACCUCAUGGAGUCAGAGGAGAAGCUGUGCGUUAAGGUGCUGCGGACCCUGCAGCAGAUGCUGCUCAAGAAGAGCAAGUACGGGGAUAGGGGCAACCAGCUGCGCAAGAUGUUGCUCCAGAACUACCUGCAGAACCGCAAGUCCAGCUCUCGGGGGGACCUUCCCGACCCCGUGGGCACUGGGCUGGACCAAGACUGGUCGGCGAUUGCGGCCACCCAGUGCCGGCUGGACAAAGAGGGGGCCACCAAGCUGGUGUGUGACCUCAUCACCAGCACAAAGAACGAGAAGAUCUUCCAGGAGAGUAUUGGCCUGGCCAUCCGCCUGCUGGACGGUGGCAACACUGAGAUCCAGAAAUCCUUCUACAACUUGAUGACGAGCGAUAAGAAAUCAGAGCGGUUCUUUAAGGUGCUGCAUGACCGCAUGAAGCGGGCGCAGCAGGAGACCAAGUCCACGGUGGCUGUCAACAUGAGUGAUCUGGGCAGUCAGCCCCGCGAGGAGCGGGACCAGGCCAAUGCCACCAAAGGCCGGGUGGCCUCCUUCUCCAUGCCUGGCUCCCCGACCCGCUUCUCACUGGGUCCCGGCCUGCACCCUGGCCACGAAGUAAGCGAGCGCACACAGAGCAACGAGAUGGGCACGUCAGUGCUGAUCAUGCAGCCGAUCCUCCGCUUCCUUCAGCUGUUGUGUGAGAACCACAACCGCGACCUACAGAACUUCCUGCGCUGCCAGAACAACAAGACCAACUACAACUUGGUGUGCGAGACGCUGCAGUUCCUGGACAUCAUGUGCGGCAGUACCACAGGGGGCUUGGGGCUGCUGGGACUCUACAUCAAUGAGGACAAUGUGGGCCUGGUCAUCCAGACCCUGGAGACCCUCACUGAGUACUGCCAGGGGCCCUGCCACGAGAACCAGACCUGCAUCGUGACACACGAGUCCAACGGCAUCGACAUUAUCACUGCUCUGAUUCUCAACGACAUCAGCCCCUUGUGCAAGUACCGCAUAGACCUGGUGCUGCAGCUCAAGGACAACGCCUCCAAGCUGCUCCUGGCUCUGAUGGAAAGCCGGCAUGACAGUGAGAAUGCUGAGCGCAUCCUCAUCAGCCUGAGGCCCCAGGAGCUGGUGGACGUCAUCAAGAAGGCCUACCUGCAGGAGGAGGAGCGUGAGAACUCGGAGGUGAGCCCACGAGAAGUGGGCCACAAUAUUUACAUCCUGGCACUGCAGCUUUCCAGACACAACAAACAGCUGCAGCACCUGCUGAAGCCCGUGAAGCGCAUCCAAGAGGAGGAGGCUGAGAGCAUCUCUUCCAUGCUUAGCCUCAACAACAAGCAGCUGACGCAGAUGCUCAAGUCCUCCAAGCCGGCCCAGGAGGAGGAGGAGGACCCCUUGGCCUACUAUGAGAACCACACGUCCCAGAUCGAGAUCGUGCGGCAGGACCGCAGCAUGGAGCAGAUCGUGUUCCCGGUGCCCGGCAUCUGCCAGUUUCUGACGGAGGAGACCAAGCACCGGCUCUUCACCACCACGGAGCAGGACGAGCAGGGCAGCAAAGUGAGCGACUUCUUCGACCAGUCAUCCUUCCUGCACAACGAGAUGGAGUGGCAGCGCAAGCUCCGAAGUAUGCCUCUGAUCUACUGGUUCUCCCGCCGCAUGACGCUGUGGGGCAGCAUCUCCUUCAACCUGGCUGUGUUCAUCAACAUCAUCAUCGCCUUCUUCUACCCCUAUGUGGAGGGUGCGUCUACAGGCGUGCUGGGCUCCCCCCUCAUCUCCCUGCUCUUCUGGAUCCUCAUCUGCUUCUCCAUCACGGCGCUGUUCACCAGGCGCUACAGCAUCCGCCCUCUCAUCGUGGCACUCAUUCUGCGCUCCAUCUACUACCUGGGCAUCGGGCCCACACUCCACAUCCUGGGUGCCCUCAAUCUGACCAACAAGAUCGUGUUCGUGGUGAGCUUUGUGGGCAAUCGUGGCACCUUCAUCCGGGGCUACAAGGCCAUGGUCAUGGACAUGGAGUUCCUAUACCACGUGGGCUACAUCCUGACCAGUGUCCUGGGCCUCUUUGCUCAUGAGCUGUUCUACAGCAUCCUGCUCUUUGACCUCAUCUACCGGGAGGAGACGCUGUUCAACGUCAUCAAAAGCGUGACUCGCAACGGCCGCUCCAUCCUGCUGACGGCGCUGCUGGCCCUCAUCCUUGUCUACCUCUUCUCCAUUGUCGGCUUCCUCUUCCUCAAGGAUGACUUCAUCCUUGAAGUGGACCGGCUGCCCAGCAACCACUCCCGAGCCAACCCUCUGGGGAUGACACCAGAGGCUGCGGCCUUCAUGGGCACGUGUGGCAGUGACAACGUGAACUGUGACUCAGAGGUCUCGGUGCCUAAGAUCCUGGAAGAGGACGAGGAGCUGGAAGACACGGAGCGGGCCUGUGACACACUGCUCAUGUGUAUCGUCACCGUCAUGAACCAUGGACUUCGGAAUGGCGGUGGCGUGGGUGACAUCCUCCGCAAGCCCUCCAAAGAUGAGUCCCUCUUUCCGGCCCGCGUGGUCUACGACCUCCUGUUCUUCUUCAUCGUCAUCAUCAUCGUGCUGAACCUCAUCUUCGGGGUGAUCAUCGACACCUUUGCUGACCUGCGGAGCGAGAAGCAGAAGAAGGAGGAGAUUCUGAAGACCACAUGCUUCAUCUGCGGUCUGGAGCGGGAUAAGUUUGAUAACAAGACAGUGUCAUUUGAGGAACACAUCAAGUUCGAGCACAACAUGUGGAACUAUCUGUACUUCAUCGUGCUGGUCCGGGUGAAAAACAAGACAGAUUACACGGGGCCUGAGAGCUACGUGGCCCAGAUGAUCAAGAACAAGAACCUGGACUGGUUCCCGCGGAUGAGGGCCAUGUCCCUGGUGAGCAACGAGGGCGAGGGGGAGCAGAAUGAGAUCCGGAUUCUCCAGGAGAAGCUCAACUGCACCAUGAAACUUGUGUCCCACCUCACGGCCCAGCUCAACGAGCUCAAGGAGCAGAUGACGGAGCAGCGGAAACGCCGGCAGCGCCUGGGCUUCGUGGACGUCCAGAACUGCAUGAGCCGCUGA